Molecule: messenger RNA, 1324 nt
Organism: Mytilus trossulus (common blue mussel)
Lineage: Eukaryota; Metazoa; Mollusca; Bivalvia; Mytilida; Mytilidae
Exons: 3
Coding region: 323-1324 (333 amino acids)
Source: RefSeq, a predicted model, not a curated record
AUUAAAGUCUGGAAUUUCAAAUAAAGUGCUAUCUACAAUUUUCAACAUAUCAAGAUCAAGUUUACGCCGAGCCAUUUCAUGUGUCAGACAAGCUUUAGUUCAGAAUUUCGUACCUCAAAAUUUGGGUUUUAAACACAUCAGCCAUGAUGAUGUCGUUAAUCAGCACACACGACCACUAGCUCAGACUUUAUUUGGGGAUGGAACAAACACACAGGCUAUAUUAGUGCUGGAUGGCACGUACAUCUAUAUCCAGAAAAGUGGAAACUUUCAUUUUCAAAGAAGGUCAUAUAGCUUACACAAGGGACGACCGCUGGUUAAACCAAUGGUAGUUGUUACUACUACAGGGUACUUUGUGACUGUUUUGGGACCAUACUUUGCCGACUGCAAAAAUAAUGAUGCGGCAAUCCUCAAACAUAUGUUAAACACAAAUGUAGAAGAUAUCAAAGAAUGGGUGCAAGACAAUGAUGUGUUUGUAGUUGAUAGAGGAUUCAGGGACUCAUUGGAGCUUCUUGAUGAUUUGGGGAUAAAGUCACAGAUGCCAAGUUUUUUAACGAAAGGUCAAAAACAGAUGACAACAGAUGAAGCCAAUGCAAGCAUAUUAGUUACUAAGGUCCGAUGGGUAGUAGAGUCUGCUAAUGCAAGAAUCAAGAGAUGGAAGUAUCUGAGCCAUGUUUUACCAAAUAAACAAGUUCCAUAUAUCGGAGAUUAUGUUUGCAUUGUAUGUGGAAUAUCAAAUAAAUAUUUGCCGCCGUUGUCUCCAGGAUGUGAUAAUGAAGAAGCAUUGGCAGCAAAAAUGCUCUAUCUGUCUAAAAGAGUAAAUACACUGAAACAGAGGGUAGAAGAAGAAAAUUUGGAGAGGCGUAAAACAAUUUGGAAAGAGCCUGAUAAUAUUUUAGAUGAUUUUCCACUUCUUGAUGAAGAAGAUCUUAGAAACAUAACGUGCGGUGUCUAUCAAAUAAAGCUUAGCACUAGUUACAUUCAGGAACAUCUAGAAGGCAAUUGUCAAAUUCUUGUUCAUAAAGAGGAUGACCAUUUGAUACGUGUGAAACUUCAGAGCCGUCAUGUUUCUUCAAAAACCUACAUCUUGUGGGUAGAAUACACAUCUGCUGAAAUUACUGCAUGGUACUGUAAAUGCAGAGCAGGAGCUCGUGUCGUUGGAGUAUGUGCCCAUAUUGCCUCAAUACUCUGGUAUCUUGGUUAUGCAAGGCAUAAUCAGGAUAUAUCUUAUGGAGUCCAGAAUUGGGGAGCAUAUCUAGAAGAUGCAGCAUCUAUUCCACAAGCCGUAGACGAAAGUGACAGUGAGGAGAGUGUCAUUGAAGAAUAG